CAUCUUGUUGCUAGAUCGUGCAAGCGGAAGCAAUAUUGUACUGUAUCUCCGGCGGAGGACGAGCGGGUGUGGUUCGGACUUACGCGGCUGAUUCCCUGCAAUUUUACCCAAGCUAAAGGAGAUUUUUCCCCCCUAACAGGAACAACGGAGGUGCCACUGGAUUCUGAUACAUCUGCUGUGCGGGCCGAGGGCAGGCGAGAACAAUGGCUACCCAGUCUGAUUUGAUGGAGUUGGACAUGGCAAUGGGAGACAGUAAGGCUGCAGUGAGCCAGUGGCAGCAGCAGUCCUACCUGGAUUCAGGCAUUCAAUCUGGAGUCACCACCACAGCGCCAUCUUUGAGUGGCAAAGGAAACCCUGAUGUUGAGGAGGAUGAUCCAACUUUGUACGACUGGGAGUUCAACCAGCCAUUCACUCCUGAGACUACAGACAUUGAAGGCUACGCCAUGACUCGGGCCCAGCGGGUGCGUGCUGCCAUGUUCCCUGAAACCUUGGAGGAAGGCAUCCAGAUUCCUCCUACCCAGCUUGAUGCAGCUCAUCCCACUGCGGUGCAGCGGCUGGCAGAACCCUCUCAGAUGCUGAAGCAUGCUGUGGUCAACCUCAUUAACUACCAGGAUGACGCUGAGCUGGCCACCCGUGCCAUCCCUGAGCUGACAAAACUGCUUAACGAUGAGGACCAGGUUGUGGUGAACAAGGCGGCUGUCAUGGUGCAUCAGCUGUCAAAGAAGGAGGCCUCUCGCCACGCACUGAUGCGCUCACCUCAAAUGGUUUCAGCGGUUGUUCGAGCCAUGCAAAAUACCGGUGAUGUAGAGACUGCUCGCUGCUCAGCUGGAACCUUGCAUAACCUUUCCCACCACCGUGAGGGACUCCUUGCCAUCUUUAAGUCUGGAGGGAUCCCUGCCCUGGUCAAGAUGUUGGGCUCGCCAGUGGACAGUGUGUUGUUCUAUGCCAUCACCACACUCCAUAACCUCCUGUUGCACCAGGAAGGAGCCAAGAUGGCAGUUCGCCUGGCUGGAGGACUGCAGAAGAUGGUGGCUCUAUUGUCAAACACAAAUGUCAAAUUCCUUGCCAUCACUACUGAUUGCCUCCAGAUUCUGGCUUAUGGCAACCAGGAAAGCAAGUUGAUUAUUUUGGCCAGUGGUGGUCCACAAGCUCUGGUCAACAUCAUGAGGACCUUCACUUAUGAGAAACUGUUAUGGACCACAAGCAGAGUACUCAAGGUCCUCUCUGUUUGCUCCAGCAAUAAACCUGCAAUCGUUGAAGCUGGAGGCAUGCAGGCCUUGGGCCUCCAUCUGACUGACCCCAGCCAGCGUCUGGUCCAGAACUGUCUCUGGACUCUGAGAAACCUUUCAGAUGCUGCCACUAAGCAGGAGGGAAUGGAGGGUCUAUUGGGGACCCUGGUCCAACUGCUGGGAAGCGAUGACAUCAAUGUAGUGACCUGUGCUGCCGGCAUCCUCUCAAACCUGACCUGCAAUAAUUACAGUAACAAACUUAUGGUCUGCCAGGUCGGAGGCAUUGAGGCCCUCGUGAGAACAGUACUUAGGGCAGGUGACAGAGAGGACAUCACAGAGCCAGCAGUCUGUGCCCUGCGUCACCUCACCUCCCGCCACCAGGAUGCAGAGAUGGCCCAGAAUGCUGUGCGCCUUCACUAUGGCCUGCCUGUGGUGGUCAAACUCCUACAUCCACCAUCUCACUGGCCACUCAUCAAGGCUACCGUCGGUCUGAUUCGUAAUCUGGCCCUUUGCCCAGCCAACCACAGCGCUCUUCGGGAGCAGGGAGCCAUCCCCCGACUGGUCCAGCUGCUUGUCAGGGCUCACCAGGACACUCAGAGGCGCACCAGCAUGGGAGGCAACCAACAGCAGUUUGUGGAAGGGGUGCGUAUGGAAGAAAUAGUUGAAGGAUGCACAGGAGCGCUGCACAUCCUGGCACGGGACGUCCAUAACAGAAUUGUCAUCAGAGGACUUAACACCAUUCCACUCUUUGUCCAGUUGCUAUAUUCUCCAGUGGAGAACAUCCAGCGUGUGGCGGCUGGUGUGUUGUGUGAGUUGGCUCAGGACAAAGAGGCUGCCGAGGCCAUCGAAGCUGAGGGAGCCACCGCACCGCUGACAGAACUCCUUCACUCUCGCAAUGAGGGUGUUGCCACCUAUGCUGCAGCAGUACUGUUCCGCAUGUCUGAAGACAAGCCCCAGGACUACAAGAAACGUCUGUCUGUGGAGCUGACCAGCUCUUUAUUCAGAACUGAGCCCCUUGCCUGGAAUGAGACUGGAGAUCUUGGACUGGAUAUGGGGGCUCAGGGAGACCCUCUGGCAUACAGACAGGAUGAUGGAGCAUACCGCGCCUACCCAGCAGGCUAUGGUCAAGACACCCUGCUGGACCCCAUGAUGGAGGGGGCUGACUACCACGCCGACACUCUGCCCGACCUGGGCCACCACACUGAUCCUCUGCCAGACCUCGGUCACAGCCAGGACCUGAUGGACAGCAACCAGCUGGCCUGGUUUGACACCGACCUGUAGGAUUGUUGUGUUCUGAUAGAGCCUGCAUUGUGAAGGUAUAGAUUGGCAUAAGGGGUCUUGGAAAGUGCCUGACACAAGAAAACAAAGAAGAUGGUUGCCAUGGGAAUGUUUAAGCAAGUUGAAAAGGGGGGGAGGGGGGGUUGGGAAGGGCGGUUGAAGUAUCUGUGAGGGAUGUGGAAUCACAUGACAGAGGGCUGGGGCAGGUUACCUGUUAGGAUGAGUGCACACGCGUUGGAUCUUUUCAAAGUUGGUAACACAUGUUUUAGCCUUGCCUGUAUUUUCCUUAUUUGGUUCUACUUUUUGUAUUCUAUUUUUUUAUUUUUUUGUAUUACUCAUUCUCUGUUAUGGUACUGACCCAGCUUGCCUUCACACUAGCCAUCAUCAUUUUGUCUUCAAUGCUAACAAACUGUAAUUAAAAAAAAAACAACAACAAAAAACGUAUAUUACAUGUAGUGUUAAGUUAUAGUGAUAUUAUACAAUGUUUCUUUGGCCGAAUGUGUAGAACACUAAUAAUCAGUUGUACUCGGACUUAAAAUGUAACAUUGUGUAGUUUUUUUUUUUUUUAUAUUAUCUCAAAAAAGGAGAAUUAUACAUUCUUAAGUGCUUCUUGAAGCCUAAACUGUCAGUGUCACACACACGCAUUCUAAAGAGGUUCAAUGUUGGUUGGGGGAUAAAUCUGGAAAAGUGUUUUCUAUACAGUUACUGGUAGGUUACUAUUUUGUAUGCUAUCAUUGAGUGUCUGAUAGAAAAGUCACCAUCGUUGGUGGCGUGAUUAAAAAAAAUCCACUCAUAUGUGCUAUGAGAGGUAGCCAGGUUGAUGACCUAGUUCUAGUCCUGCUGUGCUUAUUUUGGAGAGGAGCUUGUGACACGGCUGAACAAUAAAAUCAUUUUAUUUCA
Molecule: messenger RNA, 3407 nt
Organism: Doryrhamphus excisus (bluestripe pipefish)
Lineage: Eukaryota; Metazoa; Chordata; Actinopteri; Syngnathiformes; Syngnathidae
Product: catenin beta-1-like
Biological process (GO): cell adhesion
Molecular function (GO): cadherin binding
Source: RefSeq, a predicted model, not a curated record